AUGCCUGGCUCAUUCUUGAGGUCCAAAUGUAGGGCGGUAUUGACCAGCUUCCCUCCUGCUCCAGUUGGGACGUCAAGAAAAGCUUUUGCAUCUAUCACUUCAGAUCUAGAAUCUAAUUCCCAGCCCAUUUCUUCCACUUCGGUGUCGUGCGUUGAAGCCAUCCAAGUAGGCCAAGUUCGCCAACUCAGGUCCCUCCAGGCUGUGCACCUCAAACCUUUGAAGCGGGAGGCGGAGUUUGGAAUACCAUCGUGCGACCUGCAAUUGCGAUCGUUUAGCGUCCAACCACUCGAAUUCUUCUCCGAUUUCGCAUUACGAGCUGCCUAUUACCUCGGAUUGCCAGCCUACGGGCCCAUUCCACUGCCAAGGAUUACGGAACGAUGGACCGUGCCCAAAAGCCAUUUUAUCUUCAAGAAGGCCCAAGAGAAUUUUGAACGUGUCACUUUGCGUCGAAUGAUCCAGAUCAGGGAUGGGAAUCCGGAAAUAGUGCAACUUUGGUUGGCGUACCUAAGAAAGCGUCAGCUUUAUGGUGUCGGAAUGAAGGCCAAUGUUUGGGAAUUCGGCCAGCUAGGUCUCGAUCUCUCGAAGGACGUGCGAGAGAAGCAGCUGGGUCAGCUUGGUGAUGUCUGGUCCCAUUUGGGACAAAUAGAUGGCUUGGGCACUCCGGAAAAGGUCGAAGAGAUGCUGAAUAGCCGUCGCUCCAAGGAUGCGGCUGGCUUAAGACAACCACUGGCUACACACAAAUGA
Messenger RNA from Metarhizium album ARSEF 1941, 744 nucleotides. RefSeq names its product Ribosomal protein S10. Gene Ontology annotation, cellular component: mitochondrion; ribosome; small ribosomal subunit. Bases 1 to 744 code for a protein of 247 amino acids. Gene Ontology annotation, biological process: translation. Gene Ontology annotation, molecular function: structural constituent of ribosome. The transcript has 2 exons. The record is from RefSeq and is a predicted model, not a curated record. Lineage: Eukaryota; Fungi; Ascomycota; Sordariomycetes; Hypocreales; Clavicipitaceae.